Messenger RNA from Desarmillaria tabescens, 600 nucleotides. RefSeq lists its product as uncharacterized. The record is from RefSeq and is a predicted model, not a curated record. The transcript is spliced from 2 exons. The coding region runs from base 1 to 600 and encodes 199 amino acids. NCBI's taxonomy places the organism in Eukaryota, Fungi, Basidiomycota, Agaricomycetes, Agaricales, Physalacriaceae.
AUGUCAUUACAGCAACCACAUCUGCCACAUCCGAUGCAUCAGCAGGCACCGAUGCUGUACCUCGUCAUCCCCUUCCCGACAUCACGAAUGUUACCCGCCAAUCGAGGCAGGCACAAACGCCCUGCUCCUAAAGAGGUGGUGAUUCUCUGUGGUGCUGAAAAGGAGCAUGGUCCACCGCAGUGGCUGAACGACAGCUUUGAGGGAAUGCAUGAUGAGUCUCUUGGUCCAUCGUGGCUGAGCCUUCUGGAGAAGUGGCGUGAACUGGAGUUAGGUAUCUGGGAAGACUCAGCUUUGAUGGGCAAAUUGCCUACAAAACUACAUCCCCAUGCACUUGCUCUGUGGCUCGAUGGCGCCCGUUCUUUUGAGGCAGGUCCUAUCAUCUCUGAUUCCUCUGUUUACAUGGCAGAGAUAGGUGGACUGGUGGAACCAGAUCAAUCCAACUUGGAGACGUUCGACAGAUGGACUACCGAGACCCGAUUAUUCGAAACCAAUAACAACUAUUUGCAGGGGAGGACGGCAGGGCCUUGUCACCAGUGGUCUUUGGAUUGUACUGGUAUGGUCAUUUAUGCUGAGAGUCGGAUCUUUGGUCUCGAAUGGUGA